Molecule: messenger RNA, 1023 nt
Organism: Penicillium daleae
Lineage: Eukaryota; Fungi; Ascomycota; Eurotiomycetes; Eurotiales; Aspergillaceae
Exons: 1
Coding region: 1-1023 (340 amino acids)
Source: RefSeq, a predicted model, not a curated record
AUGGCGCGCCAAACCCCGCCUAUUCUCUCCAUGCAAGAAGCGUACCUGGUUCCUUACGGAGCUAUCGGCUUUGCUAGCGACAUAGCCACCCUGUACAUGGUGACCUGCCUCCUCUUCGGCCGCGCACCGCUCUGCCCCGCAAGAACGAUCUGCAACACAGACCUUGCCAAAUUCCUUAUAGGCCUCUGGAUCUUCUUCAUCUUUGUGUUGAACGAAUACAACGUCGAGAAAUGCUGGCAGCACUGGGAGCUAGUCUUGAUAAACGUCAGCAACGGCUUGAUGGGUCUCUUCGUCGCGGUCGUCGGGUUUUUCACUGUCAGCUCAUGGCAUCCUCUGAUCAAAGGCGAGGCUCAGGAGGAUGACCCGGAAUCUCAGCCGGUCUUGGGGGCUGUAUGGUUAUCGACUCCAGAAGAAGAGACAGCCGUGUCUGACGAGCGAACUUGUGACUCUAUAGGGGAAUAUGGCGCUAUGGCUGAUAUGCCGUCCUCUGGGCUCAGCAGGCUCGGCUCGUCAAGUAUGCAAGGGGAGAGUAAUAGAACAAGCAACGUGAGUCCACACAUGAGUGAAGUCACGCGAGAACUAAACAGCAUGGCCAACGGGCCCGCCCAAUCCGGGGAUCAGAAGGUCAAGGUCGUGUUCCUUGCGGUCCUCGGGGUUCGUAUAGGUGCGGUUCUCAUCGGAAGUAUCUCCUUGGCCAGGCUAGCCGUUCUUGAGGGCAAGGAAUCUAGCAAGAAGAUUUGUUUGAUUUUCGGCAUCCUGGGGGGAUUGACCAUAGUAGGAACUCUCUUCACCUUCGUGUGUGAGUUGUGCUACUUAGGGAAAGGGACGGACCCAGGGCUAAAGCCUCUAAGAUACCUUCUCGUGUCUCUUUUUGCCUUGCUUCUCAUGUUCUUCACUGAUUGGAUAUUAGGCUGCGUGCUGGACAGCCUAAGUGGUGUUCCAAUUGCAGACAUUGACAUGGAGGAGCUGUCUCGGUAUUGGGUCUACCUUGCGGUUACCAAGCUGCCAAUGUUCGCAUUCUAG